AUGUCAAAUGAAGAUCAACCAAAAUGUCCAGUAGAUCAUUCUACAAGGCAGUCCUGGCUAUCUAGUCUAAUAUGGAGUAAGAAAGAAGAACCACAGCUAGUACCAAAACAUCUCGAAAAGAAUUCAUCAAAUCCACAAAUACAACAUCAUCAAGAUCAACCUGUUUGUCCUGUAAAUCAUGAAACAAGAUCAGCAUGGUUAGAAAAAGUCUCAGUAACGAUUCCAGAAGAUAUAGAAACAUCCAUAAACAAUACUUCAAUCAAUAGCAAUCCCUCAUCUACUACAAAACCAACUAAAACAUGUGAUUCAAAUGAUAUACAAAAUACAUUGCAAGAUACAACAAAAACAAAUAUAAAUUUACCAAUAGAAAGAGAAAUAAGUAGUAUACCAAGAACUUCAUCAAAUUCAAAUUGGAUAUAUCCAAGUGAAAAACAAUUUUUUGAGGCAAUGGUUAGAAAAAAUUGGAAUCCAAAUUCCAAUGAUAUGAAAGUUAUUGUACCUAUACAUAAUUUAGUAAAUGAAAGAUGUUGGAAACAUAUAAUGAUAUGGGAAGGUAACAACUAUAAAAAAGCUAUGGAGGAAUGUGGUGGUAUUACAUUAACUUCAUUUAAAGGAGAUUCUAAAAAAUUAACUCCAAGAGCUUGGUUUAAAACACAACUAUUAGGACAUAAUGGUCCUUUUGAUAGACAUGAUUGGAUUAUAAAUAGAUGUGGUAAAGAAAUUGAAUAUGUUAUUGAUUUUUAUAAUGGUGAAAAUAAUCAAGUUAUGUUAGAUGUUAGACCUAAAUUAAAUAGUUUUGAAGGUUUUAAAUUAAGAAUUGGAAGAGCUUUAGGAAUAAAUUAG
Molecule: messenger RNA, 843 nt
Organism: Lodderomyces pseudojiufengensis
Lineage: Eukaryota; Fungi; Ascomycota; Pichiomycetes; Serinales; Debaryomycetaceae
Gene: CYT2
Product: cytochrome c1 heme lyase
Exons: 1
Coding region: 1-843 (280 amino acids)
Biological process (GO): cytochrome c-heme linkage
Cellular component (GO): mitochondrion
Molecular function (GO): holocytochrome-c synthase activity
Source: RefSeq, a predicted model, not a curated record